AUGGCCACGGUCGACGUGACGAUCCGCGAGGCGUUGAACAUGGCCAUGGACGAGGAGAUGGAGACCGACGAGUCCAUCUUCGUCAUGGGCGAGGAGGUCGCCCAGUACCAGGGCGCCUACAAGGUCACCAAGGGCCUCUUCCAGAAGUACGGCGAGCGGCGCGUCAUCGACACGCCCAUCACGGAGAUGGGCUUCGCGGGGAUAGCCACGGGCGCGGCCUACAAGGAUCUCAAGCCCAUCUGCGAGUUCAUGACCUUCAACUUCGCCAUGCAGGCCAUCGACCAGAUCGUCAACUCGGCGGCCAAGCAGGCCUACAUGACCAACGGCGACUUCGGGUGCCCCAUCGUCUUCCGCGGGCCCAACGGCGCGGCCGCCGGCGUCGCCGCGCAGCAUUCGCAGUGCUUCGCGGCGUGGUUCUCCCAGUGCCCGGGCCUCAAGGUCGUCGCGCCCUACGACGCCGAGGACGCCAAGGGCCUGCUCAAGGCGGCGAUCCGCGACCCGAACCCCGUCGUCUUCCUCGAGAACGAGCUCCUCUACGGCGCGUCGUUCCCUUUGUCGGACGCGGCGCAGUCCAAGGACUUCGUGCUCCCGCUGGGCAAGGCCCACGUCGCCAAGGAGGGCACCGACGUCACCUUCGUGACCUUCUCGAAGAUGGUCGGCACGUGCCUCGACGCGGCCGCGAAGCUCGAGGCCGACCACGGCAUUAGCGCCGAGGUCGUCAACCUCCGGACGCUGCGCCCGCUGGACCGCGACGCCGUCAUCGACUCCGUGAAGAAGACGAACCGCCUCGUGGCCGUCGAGGAGGGCUGGCCCCAGUGCGGCAUCACGUCCGAGAUCUGCGCCAUCGUCAUGGAGUCCGAGGCCUUUGACUACCUCGACGCGCCCGUCGAGCGCGUCACGGGCGCGGACGUGCCCAUGGCCUACGCCAUCCCCCUCGAGAAGAUGUCCCUCCCCCAGGUCGACGACAUCGUCGCCGCCGCGCUCCGCACCAACGACCGCAAGAUGUACGGCGUCGCCUAG
This is a messenger RNA of Aureococcus anophagefferens, 1020 nucleotides long. RefSeq lists its product as hypothetical. Bases 1 to 1020 code for a protein of 339 amino acids. Gene Ontology annotation, molecular function: pyruvate dehydrogenase (acetyl-transferring) activity. Gene Ontology annotation, biological process: pyruvate decarboxylation to acetyl-CoA. Lineage: Eukaryota; Pelagophyceae; Pelagomonadales; Pelagomonadaceae. The record is from RefSeq and is a predicted model, not a curated record. The transcript has a single exon.